GCUGCGCGCGCGCGGCCGUUGGUGUCUCCUCAGGCGCUGACGGGGCCUCGGAGCGGGCGGCAGCGGCGGCGCUCGGGAGGGCGGCGGAGCGGGCGACGCCUCUUGUCCUCCCUCCCGCAUCCAUCUCCUCGCCCCCCUCCUCCCCCGCCUCCGCCCCCCCCCCCCCCGCACGCAGUCACCGCUGUUCCCGGCACGGACAACAUGGCGGCGGUGUCGGGGGCCGGGGCUGCGAGCGGCUCUGCCAGCGCUGGCGGCCCGGAGAUGGUUCGGGGCCAAGUGUUCGACGUGGGGCCGCGCUACACCAACCUCUCCUACAUCGGCGAGGGGGCCUACGGCAUGGUGUGUUCUGCCUAUGACAACGUCAACAAAGUUCGAGUUGCUAUAAAGAAAAUCAGUCCUUUUGAGCAUCAGACAUAUUGCCAGAGAACUCUGAGAGAGAUUAAGAUCCUACUGCGCUUCAGGCAUGAGAAUAUUAUUGGAAUAAAUGAUAUUAUCAGAGCUCCGACUAUUGAGCAAAUGAAAGAUGUAUACAUUGUGCAAGACCUUAUGGAGACAGAUCUUUACAAGCUCUUAAAGACUCAACACCUCAGCAACGACCACAUUUGUUAUUUCCUUUACCAGAUUCUGAGAGGGUUAAAAUAUAUCCAUUCAGCCAAUGUGCUUCAUCGUGACCUCAAACCUUCAAAUUUGCUGCUUAACACCACUUGUGAUCUCAAGAUUUGUGACUUUGGACUGGCACGUGUUGCAGAUCCAGAUCAUGAUCACACAGGAUUCUUGACAGAAUAUGUGGCCACACGUUGGUACCGGGCUCCUGAAAUCAUGCUGAAUUCUAAGGGUUACACCAAGUCUAUUGACAUCUGGUCAGUAGGCUGUAUUCUGGCAGAGAUGCUCUCCAACAGACCUAUCUUUCCAGGAAAACACUACCUUGACCAACUUAACCAUAUCCUUGGUAUACUUGGAUCCCCUUCCCAAGAAGAUUUGAAUUGUAUAAUAAAUUUAAAGGCCAGAAACUACUUGCUUUCCCUACCGCACAAAAACAAGGUACCAUGGAACAGGCUGUUUCCGAAUGCUGACCCCAAAGCACUUGAUUUGUUGGAUAAAAUGUUGACCUUUAAUCCUCAUAAGCGGAUUGAAGUGGAACAAGCUUUAGCCCAUCCAUAUCUGGAGCAGUAUUACGAUCCAAGUGAUGAGCCUGUAGCUGAAGCACCCUUCAAGUUUGAUAUGGAGUUGGAUGACUUGCCGAAGGAAAAGCUGAAAGAACUGAUUUUUGAGGAAACUGCUAGAUUCCAGCCAGGAUAUCGAUCUUAAAUUGUGCAUAGGACAAGGACUUAAAGGACUGGGCAUGCUCAAAAGUUGCUGUUCCUCUUCCCAGUUCUUUAUUGUUGGUCAUGUCUUGUGGCCUCUCUCAGCUUAUCCACUAACUCCUUUGAGCCAUUCAGGAGGGCAGUUCCUGGUAGUUUUGGCUUUUCAUGCUUUCAAUGAAUCUUUUACGCCUGAAGAAUUGUAAUUGACACUCCUAUGCGUAAUGCCCAUUGUUGCAGUACUGUACUGUCAGUGCACCUACUGCUGGCCGUAUUUUAACUGCUUGCUUUCUGGUUUGAAAGAUGCAGUGGUUCCUUUCACUCCUGGAUCAAUAUCCAAGAAGAAAAUUCAUUAACCUGUAAGACGUUUACACCAUGAACUAUGUUUUUCUGACUUUACUGAAGUCGCUGGCAUUUUUUUUUAGAAAAGCUACUAUUCAGGGCACUUUAAGUCAGUGACAUCCCAGAUUUUUUUUGCACUUCCUUUUUAAAUAGAAAUGGUUUGCAUCCAACGGAGUUUCUACCAUUAUGCUAUGGAUUACAGCACAAGUUGUGUUCAUGUUAAUCUUGCUUAUGCACUUGCUUGGGUGUCCUGUGCUGUACAUACAGGUAUUCUAUACAGCAUAAGAGCCACAUAGGAACCCAACUUAAUUGAAUUCAACUAAGAAACAUUUUUUUUUCCAUGUAAUAACAAAAUUUGAUCCUUUUUCUCCCUGCCUUUUAAAAAUGAGAUCAUUUAAAGUUUAACCAUGUUGGAGGCAUAGUACUUCCAAAGUUCAUACCAUGUAGUGGUGUUUAUAAGACUUGUGCAAAGAGAAGGAGUGGCAGCUCGCCAGCUUGUAUUUACUGACUGUGUGUUGGAAGAUUAGCAAAGAACAUAAUGGCAUGAUGACCUCAUGGUGAAUGCUUUUCUCUGUGGAAGGCAUCCAUCCAUAUGUGGUGGCAAGCGAGAAACCAAAAUAUGAUGUUAAUAAACUCAGUCUCCAUACUGCAUACCAAUGAAAUGCUUCGAAUGAGGAUUAAUAGUUUUUACAUUUGAAUCUAAUCACUGACAUUCAGAAUUCCUGCAGAGAGGAACACUGCAUCUUUAAAUGAGAAAGUUUGAUUUUACUUUUGCUCCUACAGCAUGUCAGCAUCUCAAGUUCAUUUCUUGCAACCUACACUAUGGUGAUUUGUAAUCAAGCCUCCAUGAGCUCGUGACAUGAAGUACUGUUCUGUUGUCAAGUACUAUCAAACCUUUCUGAUAAUGCUGAGUUAGGACAACCAAACAAAGCUAGCACUAAAUAAUGUUUAAAAUUGUAUACCUUUUAAUGAUCUUUUCAAGUAUUUGUUACUGAAAUUGUAUAACGUGGAGUUUACUAGGUGUUAUGUUCCAGUGCAGUGCCUCCUUUUCUUUCCCCACUGCUCUCUGUGGUGAGAAAUUUGCCUUGUUUAAAAUAAUUACUGUGCCCUCGCAUGACUGUUAAAGCUUUCUGUGCAAAGAUGAUUGUCUAAGUGCCACAUGCCUAUGAUUGAGAAAAAAAAUAAUCUAUUGUUACCUCUGAGUUGUGUUCAACUGAAAUGCUAUUCAACAAAUAACUUAGGAAAAAUAGUUCUAUUUUUAGCUUUUCAUAUCUCUGCUGUCUUUUUCUCAUUUUAUUUUGGCAGCAGUGAAGAAUGGAUUGUAUAAAGACUGCUUGCUAAUAUGAACAAAAUGCACUUGUAAUUCCUGGAAAUAAAUUUAAAUCUUAUAUCUUCACAUUAACAUUAAGAAUUAGUUUUUGGUUUCCUCUUGGGUAAUGUGUUUGAAUGGAAAUCAGGUUCAAUUGCUACUGUAGUAUAUAAGGAUGCUUGCUGGUUAAUAACUCCAGGCUUCCUCAUACCGUUUAGUCUGCUCUUCAAAGAAAUCUAGAAAGCCAUUAACUUAGACUUCAAUAGAUAAGGGUGCUUACAAGAUUCCAUUAAAUUUUUUUAAUUUUUCCUAUAGUUUGAGUGUUAGUCUGCCAAAACUAAUUUUUAAUAAGCAAGGGUUCAUCAUUAAAGGGCAUUUUCUAUUAGGAAGUUCCUGUGGUACAUGAAUCUCUGUUGUGGGGAACAUAUUAGGAGCAUUGUCAGGACACUGCACAAGUGAUCAUUGAAUUGUGGUAUGGAAGCUAUGCUAAAAACAUUUCUAAAGAAAUAUGCACUUGACUGUUGAUACAAGUGUAGAAAUUUCUCUUAGACAUUUCUACACAUCUUUACCAAAAUGCUUUUCUCACUCAGUUUUGAAAAGUCAAAAUAGUUCUAGAGUCUCUCCUACUUGUUCGAUCACCAUUACUACAGUAAUCAUUUUUGGCAUGGUUGGAAAGAUGACUGUUACUGAAAUCAGUUUGUACCACCUCACUUUUAAUUUAUUAAGGAAGAACUUUGGCAGCUUUCUUCAUCCUUCUCUUUCCCAGUUAUUUUUUUUUUCUUUAGUUUUGUUUUUUUUGGGAGGUGUAGGCUUACCCUUGCAGUCUGUCUCCAAGUGAGAAGCCAAGGGUGUGCUUUACCUAACAUCUGGUGCUUUCAGGCUUUCUUCCUUAGCUGUUCUUGCUGAAUCCAAUUGGCAUCCAUCAGUACCAGUGACCACAUCCAGCAGUCUUGUACUGAAUUCACUAAACAUUGUUGGGUUGGAUUUGUUGAUGCGACAAAUGCAGAAGCACGAUUAUUUUUGUCAGGUUUUGAAAGCAGUUUAAAAGAAGGUGCCUAUAACAACACUGUGUUAGGUCGGUUAUUUCAUCAUUUCACACUGAUUUGUUUUUUCUUGAUGUAGUUUUUAUAUUUUAGAGCGGAGAACAGCAACUCUUAAUUGAAAUAACAUGCAUAUUUCAUGGUAAAGAUGUUUUGGGAAUAAGGAAUGUAAACACGUUCACUGUCAAAAACAUUCCAACCUUACAGCUGAAGAAAAAUAUGCAAACAUAAAAUUCUCAUGGAUGUUGUGGCAAAUAAGCAUCUUACUCUGCUGUCCUGACUGUCACCAGACUCUUCCUCAUCAGUAUCACACGUUCUAUCAAAUCUGAAGUGUACAACACACUACAUGGGCUGAGCGUUGUGGUGCACGAGGAGCUUUUGGGAGUAGCAGUGAUGACACAACUCGGCAGUGGCCAAAUGGAACCCGAGGAGCUGAGCAUGGUUUUCCUUCCAGAAUGAGAAAAUGAAAAACCUCUUGUUGCUGCCCACUGUAAUAUGCUACGAUAUAUUUAUACCAUGUCGAAGUUGUUUGCUGAGCAACUGUACUAUAGAUUUAAACUUUAUUAAUAUAUAUUUGCUUAUGUUAGUGUAGUUUAUAUAGUCCUUGGUUAUUGAUAAAUUUAUUGUGUUGUUACAGCACAGUGAUAUGGUAUAAAUAUAGGUCUAUACAUACACACCAUAUACUCAUUAAUUUGGUCCCUUGCAUAGUACUUUUAUAUUUGUACAGCAAUGUCUUCAAGCAAUCCCAGAUUUUAGGGGAAAUAUUUUUGUAAAUGCAGUGGUUUAAACAAAAAAGUCCAAACAAUCCUUUUACUAAGUUUUAAAUACAUUUGUGGUUCAAAAUGGUUUAGUUAACAAUUGAAAUCAAGACACUAAAUUAGUGAAAAGUGCACAUUAGUAAAGUGAAGCUUACAAUGUUUUUUGUAGCAUGUGCUGUGAUCAAACUAAGUGAAAUAUUGGAGGAAAUGUAAAAGUUGGACUACCUUUGUAAAUCUAGAACAAAUUUCUAACGGUUGCAGCUGGUUUACUUACUAUUGUUGCCUUUUCUUGUGUUGUAUCAGUGUAGAGCACUCUUAAAAUACUCAAACUGCUUUGUCUUUGCUUUGUACUGUUGGUGCCUUCUUAGUCAUGUACCCCACAAGUCCUGCAUAGCUAAUUUAGUUAAUGGUAAGUUUAAAAUAAAAAAAAGCAAAGGAAGAUUUUAUAAAAAAAAAAUCAUUUUCUGUAUGUUCUUAUUCAUUGUAACAAUUAAACGUUUAUAUUGUGACAGAUUUGUGAUUUGGUUAAUCUGUAUAGAUCAAUUGUAAGUAGCAAAGGUUUAUAUUUCGUCUUAUUCUUUUGAUGUUGUAAACGUAUGUGAUUUUCUUUUUUAAAUCAGGUAACUUAAUGUUCUGUUUUGUUUUUGGCAUCUGAAUCUUGUAAAAACAAAUGCAAAGAAAAUCAUUAAAUUGUGUCCCUGUAUUACCAAA
Molecule: messenger RNA, 5461 nt
Organism: Apus apus (common swift)
Lineage: Eukaryota; Metazoa; Chordata; Aves; Apodiformes; Apodidae
Gene: MAPK1
Product: mitogen-activated protein kinase 1
Exons: 9
Coding region: 202-1308 (368 amino acids)
Biological process (GO): protein phosphorylation; intracellular signal transduction
Cellular component (GO): nucleus; cytoplasm
Molecular function (GO): MAP kinase activity; ATP binding
Source: RefSeq, a predicted model, not a curated record